Molecule: messenger RNA, 1851 nt
Organism: Penicillium crustosum
Lineage: Eukaryota; Fungi; Ascomycota; Eurotiomycetes; Eurotiales; Aspergillaceae
Product: Zinc finger RING-type
Exons: 7
Coding region: 1-1851 (616 amino acids)
Biological process (GO): reciprocal meiotic recombination
Cellular component (GO): synaptonemal complex
Molecular function (GO): ubiquitin protein ligase activity
Source: RefSeq, a predicted model, not a curated record
AUGGCGGAAGAAGAGCAGAGUAACACGUCCACUCCACGGUCCUUCGCCGGCCAAACCGUUUCCGCGGAGGAGAUGCUCAAAGAGCAAACCGUCGGUCUGGUUCAUCUCUCCGACUUUCGCAAGCGGCGCGCGGAUGUUCUAGAAGCAAAAGAGCGCGAGGCACAUGAUAAGUCUCUGGGGCUACUGGCAUCUGGUAAUUCAAGAAGCGCAACUCCCUCUGCAGGCGAUGUGACUGACGGGUCAACACCCUCCCGGAGUGACGGUCCCCCAAAAAAGAAGAAAAAGAAGGCUUUGGCAAAAAGCAAGCUGUCAUUCGGCGACGACCAGGACGAGGGGGAGGAAUCCACCGCAACUCCACGCGACUCAAGCGUAUCACGGUCAGGUUCGAAAACGCCCGGCGAGGAUAGCACUAUUCGACGCAUGAAAGCGAACCCGAACGCACCCCCUCCACCCAAAGCCUUAACAAAGGCAUCCUUGGAAGCUGAAGCGCUGGCUCGCGACACUCUCCGCAAGGAGUUCUUGAUCAUGCAGGAGGCUGUGAAGAAUACCGAUAUUCUCAUUCCAUUCGUCUUCUAUGAUGGAACGAGUAUACCAGCUGGGGCUGUCAAAGUCAAGAAGGGGGACCACGUUUGGUUGUUCUUGGAUCGGUGCCGGAAGGUUGGUGCUGAGAUGGGCGUACGUGGUGCCAGCGGUGCAUCAAAGGCAAAGAAAGAUAAUCGCCGCGAGUGGGCACGAGUCAGUGUCGACGACUUGAUGCUUGUUAAGGGUGAUAUUAUUGUUCCGCAUCAUUAUGAGUUUUACUACUUCAUCGCCAAUCGGGUUCCCAGUCUUUCUCGAGCUGGCGGCUUGCUAUUCGAUUAUUCCAACAAGCCCCCUGUGGCUAAUUCCACCAAUUCUACCGACGAUCAAUUAGAAGGUGCAGACAAGGAUUUCUCGGAUACCAAGGUCGUAGAUCGACGAUGGCACAUCUUCUGUCAUGGAUGCGCAGAGAGCCUCGGGCUCUCUCGUCCAACCACCACCAAUCGGCUUUGUCCUGCAUGUCAGACGGUACUUCUCAAUCCAGAUGACGCCGUUUCGACAAUCCUGAAUCCGACGGAGGACUACAAAACAAGCGUGUUGAGUGGGUUAGAUCCCAACACAAUCAUGGAAUGUGCUGGUCGUGCACUUGCGUUUUGGGCAUAUCAAAGUACACAAGAGAUAUUCUACCAGGAAUACCGAGCGAAGACUCUUACGGAGAAGUAUGCCAACCUGAACACGCAGAUGGACAAGGUCAUCCACAAUGCCAACACGGAGAUAUUGUCACUGCAGAACAAGCUGUCCGAUACGCAAUCCUCCCAAGAAGACCUCCAAAAGAAAAACCAAGAACUGAAUGACAUGUACCGUGACAAGAACAACAAACUUGCUCAAAUGACCAAUCUCUACAACCUCCUCAAAGCUCGUGCCAUGCGGUCCCGAAUGCAGACUGCAGCCUCGGACACAGUCUCCCAAGCUCUCUCAUCGCUCAAUGCUCCUCCCCUUGCCUCUAUUACUCGGUCUGAAGUCCCAGCGCUGCCUCCGGCCCCAGUCACACGAAACCCCAAGACCCCCACUUUUCCUGUCAACCAAGACGGGGUCGAGCAGCUUCACCGAUACCAACGAAGCGGCACUGGCAGUUCCAAAAGGGCGAGGACGCGGACACCUCGCGAAGCCCCUAUGCCGCCCCCUGCUCGGCCAAAUUGGGAUGGGCGAAAUAGCAAAGGUCCAGAUCCCGCUCCUCAGCAUCGUACUCGACUUCCACGCAUUUCUCGGACUCCGACUGUCUCAUCCGAGUUUCCUCCCGGUGAUGCCAUUACGCAGCGAUUUGGACGUUGA